This is a messenger RNA of Ananas comosus (pineapple), 1001 nucleotides long. Its product is annotated as coiled-coil domain-containing protein 137. The transcript has 5 exons. The record is from RefSeq and is a predicted model, not a curated record. Lineage: Eukaryota; Viridiplantae; Streptophyta; Magnoliopsida; Poales; Bromeliaceae. Bases 63 to 758 code for a protein of 231 amino acids.
AAGUAAAAUACAAUCCGGUCUGGAAAUACCGUCGGCUCUCUCUGCUCGGGCUAAGAAGGGCGAUGGGGGGAAAAGGGCGGCGGCGGCGGGAGAAGAACUACCGAGCGGCGCACGGUGCCGAUGCGCGCCUCCCUCCCCCGCCGAAGCUGAAGGAGCUCGAGGCCGUCCCCUCCAAGCUGCGCCGCCUCAUCAAGCUCAGGAACACGAACAACCCACCAGAUCAAGGUCGCGAAGGUGCGGGGGGGAGCGAGGAGAGGGGACGAAAAGCUGCCGGCCGGGAGGAGAAUAAAGAUGUGCGUACUUCUGGCGACAAAGUAGAUAUAGGAGAUUCCGGUGGGAAAACUACAACGAGGAAAAAUAUGGAGAAAGAUGAGACUGCAGACUUAAGUAUAGAUGGUGUUCAAAAGGGAAAAAGAAAGCGGUUGGCAGUUACAGAUCUUCGCUUCCAGGAUUUGGACCAAAGCACUUCUCAGUCUAGGAAGAAAAAACGCAAGGAGUAUUUUGAAGCCAAAAGGAAGAAAAGCAAGAAGCAGAAAACAGAUGAUAUUCUGGAAUUCCCAGGGCGUGAAGAAAUCAAAUUUGGUGAAAUCGUUGAUGCUCCCCCUAAAUUGUCAUUUCCGAAGGUUCUGAAGAGUCCGAUGGAUGCUUCACUUGAAAGGCACAGGUUGCAGGCGAUCGAAAAUUACAGGAAUCAGAGAGGAUGGUCAUCAAGGCCUGGAAUUAAACUUCCUUCUCUAGCAGAAGACCUGGCACUGUGAUCAGUUUUUUGUACUAUUUUUCUCUCUUUUUUCCUUUUUAAUUCUUUUCUCUUAAACUUAUUAGGUCCCACAGAUUGGAAGUUCUAUAGAACCAUUAUAUUUGUCAAUCAUCAGGCGGAUAUCCGUGUAAUGUCAAUUUAUUCUUGUCCAGAUGCAUCUUUGCACCACAAAUAGCAGCCUCGUUGGACGGUGAUUACUUGAAUUCUAUGAUACAGUCUGUUCGCCGCUUGCAUAGUAUUGUUA